Messenger RNA from Belonocnema kinseyi, 1338 nucleotides. RefSeq lists its product as uncharacterized. The coding region runs from base 1 to 1338 and encodes 445 amino acids. The record is from RefSeq and is a predicted model, not a curated record. NCBI's taxonomy places the organism in Eukaryota, Metazoa, Arthropoda, Insecta, Hymenoptera, Cynipidae. Gene Ontology annotation, molecular function: nucleic acid binding. Gene Ontology annotation, biological process: DNA integration. The transcript has 2 exons.
AUGAGCCGGGACAUAAGACGAUACGUGUUCGGUUGCCACCUCUGUUUAUGUAGUAAGCCAGUACGUGGCCGACAACCGAACAACCAGCGUCCACGACCCGCCCGCAAGGCAUGGGAUACGGUAGCCGUCGAUUUAAUGAGCCCGUAUCCUCGCACAACUCAAGGCCACAACUGCAUAUUGGUAGUUACCGACCGUUUUACUCGCUGGGUGGAAGCCUUCCCCCUCCGAGCAGCGGACGCACCGAAGAUCAUCAAGAGAAUUGAAGACGAAGUUUUUAGUCGUUACGGAUAUCCCCGUAGGCUGUUAAGCGAUAACGGCCCGCAAUUCACAGGCCAUGCCUGGGCGGAAGCGAGCCAGCGGUGGGGUUGCCAGCUGUGGACCACGCCAGUCUACCACCCGCGCGCCAAUCCUACCGAACGCCAUAAUCAAAAGAUACGUUUCGGACUAAGGCGCCGAGAAAACGCCGCCACCGGUGCCACCCCAAGCUAUCUUCUCAUCGGGCGGACGAUUCGCCGGCCGGGUGAAUGGAAAUUACUCGAAAAUGACGAGGAAGACCAGCCAGCUGAAGAACAGCAGAGACGAGAGAACGAGGCCUGCACACGACAAGCCGCGUAUCAGGCUCGAUACGCGACCGCUUAUGAAAGACCUAGGUACUACCCCGGUGAUUGGGUGUACGUACCCAAUCAUCAGCUCUCAAACAAAGUCGCAGGAUACAAUGCCAAGUUGGCCCCCGCCCGAUUUGGCCCCUUUCAGGUCCUAGACCACGUCGCUGGCGAGGUCUACCUGAUUUGGAAAGACGGAAACGCUCAAAAGAUACACGGCGGUGUAUUGGUACCGCUGUCAUCACGCGCGGUAAUGGGGGAGAUGACGGAAGUACCGGCCGCCAUCAACAUACCUGAUCAGAGGCUCGAACCGAAAGAUAAGUGGCUCGCACCACGCGAGCAGGAAGCCGGCGGAAAGUCGCUUUCACAAAACCUAGCCGAAAGCGUCGGCGGUAAUAAUACGGACCCAGCCGGAAGCAUCGGCGGCGAUAAUGAAGACUUUGUCGAUACCAUCGAGGAAGAACGGAAUGAGUACCCUAUCGUAGCCGUCGACAGGGAGGAGAUGCCACGUAGGGACGCUGCCGUUGAGGAAACGCACACCACCCGUGCACAAACAGCCGGAGACCGACUUCUACCAGAAGAUAGAUGCGUUCGGGCCACUACACUGGCUCACGCCCAGGAUCUUUUGUCAGGAGACGAGUCAGAUAGCGCUAGGAAGCCCUAUCACUUACGAGCACGCGUUCCGGUAGCCUACCGCGACGCUCGAAAUUACGCUCCUCGAAGGAGGCAGACGUAG